This is a messenger RNA of Suillus bovinus, 939 nucleotides long. Its product is annotated as SMAD/FHA domain-containing protein. Bases 1 to 939 code for a protein of 312 amino acids. The transcript is spliced from 5 exons. Gene Ontology annotation, biological process: mRNA splicing, via spliceosome; maintenance of RNA location. Gene Ontology annotation, cellular component: nucleus. Gene Ontology annotation, molecular function: mRNA binding; protein binding. The record is from RefSeq and is a predicted model, not a curated record. Lineage: Eukaryota; Fungi; Basidiomycota; Agaricomycetes; Boletales; Suillaceae.
AUGCCUCGCAACACAUCACCCUCACCGAGAAGACGGUUCCAUACCCGAGGAGAAGAAGACCGUUCUGGAAGAAAAGGAAAGAAAGAUUACCCCAGAACGGAACGUGCGGGCUAUGAGCGUGAUUCAGACAGGCGAAGGGAUAAUAAUGACGAUGAUAGACAUGCCAGACACGAUGAUUACCAUAGAAGGGACGGUCGUCGUGACCGUGAUCACGAUUCUAGAAGGCCUAACCGCGAACGGGACAGAGAAGGUCAAGAUGACCAUGACCGACCCAGCAGGCCUAAUCGCGAAAGGGGUAGAGAUGGCCGAGAUGACGGUGACCGACCCAGCAGGCGCCGAAGUAGAGACUUCGCAGUCUCGUCUCGGCGUUCUGCGUCCCCAAAACAACCGUCUUCUAUCCAACCCUCUGCUCGCCCACGCUCUGGCUCUCGGUCUAAGUCCUCUCCGCCUGUUGACAAGGCCAAACCCAACUUCGCUAAUUCUGGGUUGCUGGCUGCAGAGACAAAUGCUGUCAAGUUGACUGAUGGCACAAGCACAAUCCUAAAAUAUAAUGAACCCCCAGAAGCAAGAAAGCCCACUCUGGGUUGGAGGCUGUACGUGUUCAAAGGGAGCGAGCAAGUUGAAUUACUCCAUAUUCAUCGCCAAAGCGCCUACCUAAUUGGACGUGAUCGAACCGUCACCGAUAUCUUAAUUGAACAUCCCUCCUGCUCGAAGCAGCAUGCUGUUAUCCAGCAUCGACAGGUAAUGGAGAAAGAUGAAUUCGGCGCCUCAAAAUCGAAGAACAAGCCUUUUAUUAUCGACCUGGAGUCUACAAAUAGUACACAUGUCAACGAUGAAGCCAUUCCGACAUCACGGUUCUACGAACUCAAAGCGGGUGAUGUCAUCAAAUUUGGAUUGUCAAAUCGGGAAUAUGUCCUUUUGCAUGACGAUGCAACCUGA